CAUGUUGGACUUUACCCCUGAAGUUGGAUACAUAUUAUUAAAGUUCACUCCGUCUUACUCUUUAUAAGACACUAAUCCGUUAGAUUUUUGGACAGUUAUUUAACUAAAAGCACAAACUCGAAGACGUUAACAAAACUACAACUACAUUCCGUUUGAUUUGCGUUCAUGAAAUACGCUAUAACACUUCUCCGGACUCUGGUUUUUCAGCGUAAAGCACAAACCCUUAGCAUGUCUUCUGCUGUUCACGAAAACGUGAAGAAUUAUUAUGGCUCUCGGCUGGAGACCUCAGAUGAUUUGCAGACCAAUGCUGCGUGUGUCAUGCCCUCCAGACCUGUGGCCAAGAAUGCAUGUGAAGCCCUGAAACAAGUCCACCCGGAUGUUUGCAAGAGGUAUUUUGGCUGUGGCCUGGUGAUUCCAGAGAAGCUGGAAGGAUGUACGGUUCUUGAUCUGGGCAGUGGAUCGGGGAGAGACUGCUUCGUCAUCAGUAAACUGGUGGGGGAGAGCGGUCAAGUCAUUGGACUGGAUAUGACGGAUGAAAUGAUCGUUGCCUCGCAAAAAUAUGUGCAGUACCAUCAGGAGAAGUUUGGAUACUCAAAACCAAACACUGUGUUUGUGAAAGGAUACAUGGAGAAGCUCAGUGAUGCAGGGAUACAGAACAACUCUUUGGAUGUAGUUGUGUCAAAUUGUGUAAUAUGUCUGUGCCCAGAUAAGAGAACUGUGAUUAGUGAAGCUUACAAAGUUCUAAAGGAGGGUGGAGAGUUGUACUACAGUGACAUGUAUGCAAGCAAAGUAGUCCCAGACUCUUUCAAGGAAGAUCCGGUUCUGUGGGGUGAGGGAAUGGCUGGCGCCCUCUACUGGCGAGAUCUCAUCGCUCUGAUGAAGGACAUAGGGUUCAGCACUCCGCACAUGGUUGCAGGCAGUCACAUUGUGGUUCACAACCCAGAACUUCAAAAAAAGACUGGUGAUGUUAAAUAUGCAUCUGGAACUUACCGGAUCUUUAAACUGCCUCAAAACUCCAUCAAGAGCAAAGCUCUGGUCACAUAUAAAGGCACUGUGCCUGACUCUGCUGACUGUUUUGAGUUUGAUGCCUCUCAUUCCUUCAAGACGAAUGUCCCAGUGGAGGUGGAUGCAGAGAUGGCCGCCAUCCUCAAGAACACGCGUUUCUCUACAGAUUUCAAUAUUGCGAUGUUAGACACUCCAGAUCCAAACCAGAGCGAAACUCCACAGUAUUGCCACCUUAGCCCGUUCCUUCUUGCGGAUAAACUGGGCUCUUCAGUCAAACAGUGCUCAAAGACAGGACACUAAGUAUCCAAAAGAGCCCAGAGUUGAAGAAACACCCAUUACAUUCAUAAGCAACAUCACAUUGACGUUGAUUCUGAGAAGGGACGGAUGUUAACUUCACUUUUUGAUUUCCCUUAUUCCUAAUAAUCAUGUGUUAUUUUUAAUAGCAGGAUGUAGAGAUGUCACUUUCCCUGUAAGUCUCUUGAGAAAGGUUUCAUUGCCAGUAAUAGGAAUUUCAUCAUACUUUUCAACAACCACGUAUUACAUACUGCAUUUUACCUAAUAACAGUGCUAUUAUAAUGAGUAAUAUUAGAUUAAAGAUUAUGUAAUCUCA
Messenger RNA from Megalobrama amblycephala (Wuchang bream), 1615 nucleotides. RefSeq lists its product as uncharacterized. Bases 166 to 1305 code for a protein of 379 amino acids. Gene Ontology annotation, cellular component: cytosol. The transcript has 11 exons. The record is from RefSeq and is a predicted model, not a curated record. Gene Ontology annotation, biological process: arsonoacetate metabolic process; toxin metabolic process. NCBI's taxonomy places the organism in Eukaryota, Metazoa, Chordata, Actinopteri, Cypriniformes, Xenocyprididae. Gene Ontology annotation, molecular function: arsenite methyltransferase activity.